AUGGUAGCAGCUGCCGCGGUUUUCGCCGGCUCGGACAGCACCCGCGGCGAACGCUACGCCACCGACAGCGGCGGCAGUAACGGCACCGUCGACUAUGACGGGAAGGAGAGAAACACGUCCCCGGCGGGGCUCGCUCCGUUCGGCACGGUUGACGCCGACACUCCCGCAAGAGCCUCCGCCGCCCUUGCUACCGCCGCCGCCGGUCCGCAGUCGUUACCGCAACCGGAAGCACCACGCACGCUGCCUGCAUCUAGAGGAGGGCGGAACCAGGACAGUGAGCCCUCGUUUUGGGGGGAGCGGGCACGGCCUUCCGACGGCGGCGGUAAAGGCGGCGGCGGGGGCGGCGGCGUAGUUGCCAAAGACGGCGAUGCGGAGGCGUUGCUCGCGCGGUUGGCUGGCAAGGCCAAGCAGGCGGCGGCCGUGGCGUUGUCCGCGUCCGCGGCUUCGGGAGGCAUGACGCCCGACCUCACCGCUCGAUCGGCACCAACGGGAACAGUGACGAGGAACGUCAAGUCCGCGGGAGUCGAAUCCAUUACCGAUGCUACCGUUCGAGUGAGAUUCUCGGGGGAUAAAGGCCACCUCGGUGCCGCCAUCAAGCGAGGCACCACCGGAGAGGACUGCCGCGAUGAGAGCACGGUUACGGCCGUGGGCAGGCAAGUGCCGGAGGUGGCGGCGGCGGCGGGAGGAGUCGCCGUCGACGGCGGCGCGAGACUGGCGGAACUGUGCAAGGAAGACAAGACCAAGGUGGCUCGCCUGAUGCAGGACCUCGUGAAGCUCAGGCAAGAGAAGGAGGGCCAGAAGACCCGCUUCGAGCGGCUGCGGGCGCAGAAUGAGUCGAUCGUGAAGCAGAUGGCCGGCCUCAAGGACAAGUUCGGGCAGAGCAUGCAGCUCCUCAGGAAGUACCAGAGCAUCGUGCAAGAGGGCGGUGCGGCUGACGAAGGAGGAGGAGUCGGAGUGAGGGGUAAAGGAGGAGCGGCUGGUGCCGGCAAGCGAUUGGAGAAGCAAGAAGCGGCAGCGGUGGCGGCGGCAGCGGCAGCGGCGGCGGCGGAGAUUCAAGCUCUGCGCGAGACCCUCCGGUUGGCCGAGGAGUCGACGCGGAAAGCCGAGGCGGAAGCGGCGGCGCAACGCUCCGGUCGCACCGCCAUGGCGGAGGAGCUGCGGCAGGCGAGGGGGCAAGCAGAUGAACUUCGCCGGCAACUUGACCAUCACCGCCGACUGCAAGCUAGAGACAGCCCCGUUGCGGCCAGAGAGGGUCCUCGCCGCAAUGACCUCGGAUUGCUCGGCGGGGAGGGCGCUCAUUCCUCGGGUCCGGCGUCCCACCAACAACCGGUCGCGCCCCUGCUCGCGCCUGUCCACGAUCACGCCACCAAGGGUGUUUCCAACGCCACUGCCGCCUCCCCCUCCGCCGCCGUUGAUACCGCGGAGCCUCUGCCGGGGACAGGCGGCAAGGAAGGCGUGGCGGCGGUGGUUAGAGGCGCAGACGGCCGAGCCGUAUCAAUCAGCGGCGAAGAAAAGCCGUCCGCCCCUUCGGGAGGGGUUGUGUUAGUUUCGCCCGGGGGCGGGCGUACGACGGGCCCGGGGGGCGACAUCACGGGCGGCAAUUUCGGGGUUGUCGGUAGGGGCGGCGGUGUGAACCCCCCCCCCCCCAUCGGUGUUGGUGCCCCCCCCGGUCCCGGUGUUGGGGCGAGAGGUUGCCCCCCCCCCCCUUCUCCCAAACGGGUUCGCCCGUGUUUGGAGGGAGAAGCGGUACCAGGCGCGGCUUUUAGUGUUGAGCUGGAUCCCGUCAAGGAGCAGAUGGAAAUCCUGAAACAGCAGCUCGUCAUGGUCGGAGUUCAGCAGCUGGCUCUCACUGGCGUCCGCACGGGAGCCGCGCUACUGAACGGCCGCCACAGCGGCGGCAGUGGCGGCGGACCUGCUCACCCCUUCAACGACCCAGCUGCUGCUUCUCCUGCUGUUGAUGCUGCUGCCGCUCAUUCCACUGCUGUCGGCGAUCGCCGCCCAAUCCCCGGUCCCCCAGGAGUCGGGAGAGGCGGUGGAGGGGCGGGGGGCUCGGGGGCAGCGAGCGAUGGCUUUGGGAGCACUCGCGUGAUGUCGCAGCAGCAGCAGGAGUUGUGUACGAGAAGAAGAAGGAAUGGCGAGAAGGGGGGCGAUGUAGAUGGGGGGGGAAGCGUACAAAGAGACGGGGGGCGGGGCGACAACAACGACGACGGCGUCGGCUUCGGAGAUGCCGAACGGCUUGACGACGAGGACGGGGAGGACGGGGUCGGUUGGUGGGCGCGGUCGGCCGACAAGCUGCUGCUCGCCGCCGGAAGCACGGCCGGAAGAGGCGACGGCCGAAAAAGAUACGACGGCGGCGGCGGUGGCGGCGGCAGGAGCGGAGGCGUUUUCUCGAUGGACGGUGGCGGACGGGGGGCGCUCGCCGAGCCCCUCCCGCACGCUCCGACCGAUAGGUCGCCGCCCGGAGGAGUAAGAGGAGGAGGAGGAGGAGGAGGAGCAGGAGCAGGAGCAGGAGGAGCGAGACAUGGUGCUCGUUCGCCGCGCAGAAAGCCGUGUCGGCAAGAGGACGGAGUGGCUAGCGUCUCCGAAAUCGCCGAGGCCGGGGGGGCUCCUGGCGCUUCUUCGAGCGGGGGCAAGAAGCUCCGGGCGGCGGCGGGGGGGCGGGCGGCGCCGGGUAACGGGGGUGCGGGAGCAUGCCGUGAGCUCGGGGUGGCAGCGCUUGACCGCCGUCGUCGCCGCUCGCGAUCUACGAUGGGAUCUACGAUGGGAUCAACGAUGGGAUCUACGGUGGGAUCUACGGUGGGAUCUGCUAUGGGAUCUACGAUGGGAUCUACGAUGGAAUCUACGAUGGGAUCUACAAUGGGAUCUACAAAGGAAUCUACAAUGGGGUCUUCAAUGGGAUCUACGAUGGAAUCUACGAUGGAAUCUACGUUGGGAUCUACGACGGGUUCUGCGACGGCGCCUAUGAGUGGAGGAGGUCCGCCACUCGCGGGAGACAAGUACCACCCACGGGUGAAGACGAGAGCGACGGCUGUCCCGGGGUCCCGCCGCCGGUUGAUGCACCCUCCCCUUUCCAGCGGGGGGACAACGACAACAACAGGAACAGCGAAGAAGACAGCAGUAGUAGCGGACUGCCCUCGGAACACUGCCGCUGCUGUCGUCGUUUCCGAGCCCGGACGACGACGCCCGCCGCCGACGGCGAUGACACCGCCGAACGCCUCCUUUUCUCGCAUCACCAGCAGCAGCCACCACGGCGUUGCCGCGGGUGCUGCUGACGGCAUCGGUUCACUCCGGAGCGGCGGCGGUAGCAGAAGAACUACCGGCGGGAAGCCGGGGUCACGGUGCUUGCGGCGGGGGGACGAUGGCGAAGAGGAGACCGUUCCGAUGGAAGGCCACAAGGCCAAGACGAGGCGGUGUCUCUCGCCGACAAAGGGGAAGGUCGUGAAAGCGGCCGCCGCUGACAACGGGGGAUGGGACCGCAGCAGCGGCGGCGGCGGCGGCGACGGCGACGGCGGUAGCAGAGGGUGGAGGAAGGAGGAAGGCGGCGGCGGUGGCGGCCUGCUGCAGGAGACGAAGUGGCGUGCCGCCGGGCUAGAAGCCGUGAUUCUCUCCGACGAUGAUGAUGCGGACGAGGCGCUAGCAACGCUGGGCGGCGAGAGCUUUUUCGACGGCUCCCUCCUGGAUCUGAUCGACGACCUCGAGGGUCCAGACUUGAGCGGCCGCGCGUCUGCGGAGGCGGUGCAAUAGGCGGUGCCCCCUCCCCCCCCCGGCAACUGCAUGGAUCAGCUGCUGCUGCGGGUAGUAACUCCUAUUUCUCGCUAGCUGCGCCCAGGGUGGCCGGCCCAUCCGAGGCUGUGUGGAGGAGGGAAAGGGAGGUUUUCGGCGGUGGUUGUUACAGUAGCGCAGCCUCUCCGCGGAGGUAGUGGCUUGAGCCUUCUUGUCUAGCACCUUUUUUCGGGAUCCGAGCUUUUUUUCGCGACAUCUAUUAAUACAAGCAUGAUGUAUAUACUCUUAUCUGCUUGAAAAGUUUUGUUGUGCGCAUCGAGAUAGAAACGGGAAUAUGGGCGUGACGAAAUUAGAGGGGGGCAGCAUAAAUGCGAUGGACUCCGCUCCCUGAGGAGAUGUUUGGUGCUCGCAGUCUUUGGCACUCCGGAGAGAGACUCGCACCCGCGAUCUAGAGGGCCAGAAGGUUACCAUGUUUCCAACUGAGCCGCAUAGGGGCGACAAAACGCAGAACUAGGCUAGACCAAAGCAUUGUAGAGAACGGACUUGGUCCCAAGGAAAGAAAGCACAAGAACUUGCUCCAG
Molecule: messenger RNA, 4304 nt
Organism: Ectocarpus siliculosus
Lineage: Eukaryota; Phaeophyceae; Ectocarpales; Ectocarpaceae
Source: the annotation of a GenBank genome assembly